AUGGUAGUAGAUGUAUUCCAAAAUCCACUAGGAGGAUUUGAAAGUGAUGAUUAUGAUGAAUAUGAAGAAAAUGUCAAUAAUUACAUCAAGAGAUAAGAGGCCUUGAAUGAUUUGGAAGUAAAAGCAAAAUCAGAUAGAAUAUUGCUUAAUUAAUAACUCUGCUACAGAUUGACAGAAAUUUUAAAAUAAAUGGAUCUUGAGGAGUAUGAGAAACUAGCAUUUGAUAAUUGCCAGCGAUUAACAAUUGCUAGUGCUAACUUUGUUUAUUAGGGACUUGCUAAAUACAUCGAAGAAAAGGAUGAAAGAUUGUAUUUCCAAAUAGUUAAGGCAAGUCUCAAAGAUAAAGAACUUAUUACUUAUGCUCUAUAAAGUACUAAAGGUAUAGGAUCCCUGUAUAUUGAAGCUACGGAAUUUGUUUAUGUUAGCUUUUGGGUGUCUGUAUAUAAGAUAGACAAUCCCCAUCUUCAAAUUGAGACACUUAAAGAGCAGGAAUAUUCAAGAGCAAUAGGUGAACAUUGGGUCUAUGAGGAAAGAAAACACAGAAACUAUUUCUUCUAUCUAAAUUAUUGA
Molecule: messenger RNA, 570 nt
Organism: Stylonychia lemnae
Lineage: Eukaryota; Ciliophora; Spirotrichea; Sporadotrichida; Oxytrichidae
Source: the annotation of a GenBank genome assembly